AAACCGAAGCAAGAAAAAGCGACUGCAGCAACAGCAGAAGCAGAAGAAGAAGAAGAAAGAAGAAGUUCCAUGGCAUCGUUCUCCUCCAGCAAUGGCGAGGAAGAUCAGGUCUUGGUGGAGGAUAAGUCGUUUGUGAGGACAGUGAUACUGAACAGACCCAAGCGGCUGAAUGCUGCUUCGUAUCAUAUGAUAUCUCGGUUAUGGGAACUUUUCCUUGUUUAUGAGAAGGAUCCUUACGUCAAGUUGGUAAUCUUAAAGGGCAAGGGGAGAGCUUUUUGUGCUGGUGGUGAUGUUGCAGCUGUUGUGCAUGAUAUCAACAAUGGAAAUUGGAAGUCAAGUGCAAGCGUCUUUCGGAAGGAGUAUAGAUUAUUUUAUCUGAUGGCAACAUACUGUAAACCUCAGGUUUCAAUCUUGAAUGGCAUUGUCAUGGGAGCGGGGGCUGGUUUUUCCAUCCAUGGUAGUUUUCGUGUGGCAACGGAGAAUUCGGUUUUUGCUAUGCCCGAAACAGCCCUGGGUCUCUUUCCUGACAUAGGUUCCUCAUAUUUUUUGUCAAGGCUCCCAGGACAUUUUGGGGAAUAUCUUGGUCUUACUGGUGCUAGACUGGAUGGAGCAGAGAUGCUUGCAUGUGGCCUUGCAACUCACUUCGUUCCCUCAGUGGAAUUGCUGUCCCUGGAAGCUGCUCUACACUCAGUAGAUUCCAGUGAUCAAGCCAUAAUUUCAGCAGUCAUUGGUGAAUACUCUGAGCUGCCUAUGUUGGAAAAGCAAAGUGCAUACAAUCGGUUAGAUGUCAUCAAUAGGUGCUUCUCACGAAGAACUGUGGAAGACAUUCUAUAUGCUCUUAUUUCCUCGAUGUCCCUUUUGCAGGAGCAAGAAGCCACAAAUGAGGUAGAUGAUUGGAUCCAAGCCUCACUUCAGUCACUGAAGAAAGCAUCGCCAAUAAGCCUUAAAAUUUCCCUUAGAUCGAUAAGAGAAGGUCGACUGCAAGGAGUUGGCCAGUGCCUUGUACGAGAACACAGAAUUGAUUGCCAUGCAAUGCGAGGCGAAGUCAGCAAGGACUUUGUUGAGGGCUGCAGAGCUGUGAUCUUGGAUAAGGAUAGGAACCCAAAGUGGGAGCCUCCUAGAUUGGGCCUUGUCACUGACAAGAUGGUAGACAUCUACUUCUCCAAGGUGGAUGACGAAGACUGGGAAGAGCUGAAGCUGCCCCCCAGACCGAACUUGCCUGCAUCUGCUUUCGCAAAGCUGUAGCUCUUGGUACUGAAAAAUAUAUUUGGGGUUUAACCCAUGGGGUUGGUUAAAUAAAAAUAAAAUAAAUCUGAAAUUC
Molecule: messenger RNA, 1321 nt
Organism: Eucalyptus grandis
Lineage: Eukaryota; Viridiplantae; Streptophyta; Magnoliopsida; Myrtales; Myrtaceae
Product: 3-hydroxyisobutyryl-CoA hydrolase 1-like
Exons: 14
Coding region: 70-1245 (391 amino acids)
Biological process (GO): L-valine catabolic process
Molecular function (GO): 3-hydroxyisobutyryl-CoA hydrolase activity
Source: RefSeq, a predicted model, not a curated record